Messenger RNA from Pleurotus ostreatus (oyster mushroom), 2091 nucleotides. RefSeq lists its product as uncharacterized. The coding region runs from base 1 to 2091 and encodes 696 amino acids. Lineage: Eukaryota; Fungi; Basidiomycota; Agaricomycetes; Agaricales; Pleurotaceae. The record is from RefSeq and is a predicted model, not a curated record. The transcript is spliced from 3 exons.
AUGGCGCUCACCGCCGAACAAGUAAAACGAAACCCCGAGCUCCUCUCGCAAAAUCGAUCUAAGAGCACCUUCGGUUACCUCGACGGUGUCUUUGGAGGCGUCCUAUUUGACGGCCAGGCUUUUGUAACCACCCCGAAUGCCGAUGAACUACCUGAGCCCAUCCUUGGCCUCAUUAUACCUGUUCGGCUGAGGCAGGAUGGGAGAUUUGGACCCGAGGAUCCUUUCCAGCGACCCCAGAUGUACGUUAGCCAGCACCCGCACCUCGCAUGCAUUCGCCGUCCCCCAAUCGACCGAUUCAACACCAACGAUAUCAUGUUUUUCAAUCCAUCUGCGGACACCCAUUUCCUCGCCCUCCACUCAUCACGCCUAGGACUUUUGCAUCCCAAUUAUGUCUCGCGUCUUCGUCUACCCUCCAUCGCGCUUGCCCAGCGAUAUUACGCCUUCAUGGAAUCUCGAAAAGACCUCGAAAACUCGUAUGCACGAAAGCAUUUCAACGGUCAUGUCACCCAACUCAAGAUCUGGAUUGCUCGCCUCGAAAAUACCAAAGCGGCAUGGGCGGACAUCCUAUUCUCGGUCACGCAAGCCCAACGCCACUACCUCGAGCUGGAGGCCUUUCUCGAAUACAUGCAAGUCCGUCAACCCCUCAUGAACAGCCCGGACUACGGCGAGAUCAAGCGGCCUGCUGCGAACUUUAUUGGUGCUUUCACCAACAAGGUUGUUGUUGUCGAGGAGUUUGCCAAAGCUGGCGUGCCCGUCUGGCUGAUUCGACCCAUCAAGGAGUUCAACGAACUCACGCGCAUUGACGCCGUAGUCACCCCCACUCCUCCCGAAGACUCCUCCAUUGAACUACAGCCGUGGCGCGGCCACAAGACACUCGCAUGGAAUCGGGGAGCUGACGAUCCCCAACGCCAUAACAACCUUAUGCUAUUCGGCCGCGAGUUCCUGGCCUACACCGACUUUGGGCGCACCUCCGCGGUUCGGGACACCAUCGAAAGUCCCCCUGCCGUCCCCAGCUUAGGAGACGAUUUCUCUGCCGGCCCUUCGCGAGGCCCCCCCACCAGUCGCAAUCAUAAGGUCACUCAAGCACCCACCAAACCCCGCCUCCAUCUACACCCGACCGAUGUCGUCCAUUUCAAGCCCAACCCCCAUCCGAUGAUGCCGCUAAUGAUGGAGGCAUGGGCCUACGGCUUGUCCACUGUCACGAUCAACGCAAACAACGUUUCUCCACAAUAUGCCGAAGGCGACAACGCCUUCAUCUUCCCUCCUCCAUCCGUCUUUCUUCCUCCUCAAACCGACGGCGAUUUAAAGCCACGCCAGUUGAAGAUUUUGCAUGCGUUCAUCAGGCACUACGACAUCCUCCUCCUUCGCAUGUCGCCUCGCAACUCUCCUACCUCAAUCCCGCGUGGCAAGUGGCACCGUAUUCUUGCCCCCGAGCGUCGAAAUCAAAAGCCUACUCCCGUCAACGACUUGCAGCCCCCUUCCAAGAAGCCUAAGAGCGACAUACCAUCUCAACGCCCACCCGAGCUUUACACGCUCCUUGUGCAAUGGACGGAUCAGCUCGACCCAGACAAUGCGCAUCGCAAUGAAACCCUCGCCUGGGCCGGCGAGCACCUCCCUCUUGACAGGUGGCCACAUGUUCGUGUCACCGAACGCAUACUAUACGAAAUCAACGAGAUCAACCUGCGUUGGGAGUUCCGCAUGUUGGAUAAGCGGAUGACGGUGGACACAGCGCCACAAGACGCUCACGACGACCUCGUAACUCAAUGCUUCCCUUCUUCAAGCUUCGCAAGCGAUGCGGGCGGCGACCACAUGAGCGUAAAGUAUACGACAGCCUGGCGCGGCCUCUCCAACCCCAUCGACAAGCAAAGGCGCAAGUAUGUUCUCGCUCUGUCUCGCGUCCUGGCGGAAUGGAAGGGAUGUCCCGAGGAGAUCGUCGCCGCCUCGAAAGAAAAGGCCAUCGAUAUGGACCUGAUCUCCCUCGAGCGAGCCUGUGCCUCGUUUUAUUGUAGACAAUUCUUUUACUUCUUCGCUCGAGCGCCGUCCGUUCCCCUUCGCACAUCCAUCGACCCUACGAUCUAUAUAAUGCCUUGA